ACAUAUAGUUCCUUUGUUUGUCUUUACACCCAACUCACACCUAUUCCUAUGAUAUCAUCCAAUCAUCUAUCAACGAUAGCGGUGCUAGCCUGCAUAAAAUAGACUAACCCAAGUGCCAUGUUUCACAGGUAGAAUGUCUGCACCACUCACUCGACCCACUUGGACCCCUGCCCAAGCAGCAGCUGUUCAUGACAUCCGAACAAAAAUCAGUUCUUCCAGGCCUACCCUCGGCCAGGCGCAAUCCCUUGCUGAGCGCGCACAGGUCCCCACCAGAGGAAUUCCCGAAGGAAUGUAUAUCUCCUGCGAAUUAGCUUCCCCUUCCUCUCAGAUACCUCCUGCCAUUCAUUCAGCCUCCAUCCAACCGGGCCAAGUUCCCGUCUUCUUCUAUGCCGAUGCCCCUCCCCAGUCAUUUACUCAGCCGAAGAAAGACAUUAAAGUCAUAUUUCAUAUUCCUGGAGGCGGUAACAUCUUCGGACAUCCAACGGAGCAGAGGUAUAUAGCAUUCUUCUCUCGUGUGCUUCGUGCAUUUGGCAAGAAACCUGGCGCACAAGGUCCCAGUGCACCCGUCAUCGCAGUCCCUUCCCGCAGACUCGCCACAGCCCGCGAGAACCUCUUUCCAGCGGGCUUACAAGAUAUAUUCUCUGCAUACCAUCACUUGAUCUUGAAAGGCUUUGCCCCCAAGAAUAUCACUUUCACAGGCGAUGGUUCAGGCGGAAACAUGGCUCUUAUCCUCACGUACCUUCUCUCCCAAUCCUCUCUCCCGGCGCCAGGACGCAUCGUAAUGUUCUCCCCAGACGCAGACCUCACUUACGCCUCUUACGCUUCCGUACCUCAAGACGUCAUAUCUCAAUCAAGCUUCCAAACCUGCGCUUCCCAAUAUCUAGGCAAUUUCCCUGCCAAUCACCCUCUAGCAUCAGGCGUCCUAAUUCCAUUCACUGCAAGUUGGCCGAAGACUUUGGUCCUGACCGGUACAGCUGAUAGUGUUGUCGAGUGCGGGCGGAGAGUUGUGCGUGGUAUCCAGAAGGCGGGCGGAGUCGCUGAGAUUGUGGAAUAUGCGGAUUUGCCCCAUGCGUGUUGGACCUUUGCUCAUAUCUUCCCACAGUUGGACGAUGGGUUCAGCAGGUUUGCAGCUUUUAUAUACAAAUAAGCGAAUCGUAAAUAGUGUGUAUGUAACUUGAUGCCGAUUGCACCUUCUGCUGCUGGUCGUGCAUAGUGGAGCGCACUUUCGGUUGUACUUAGUAGUAGUAGCAGCACCUAUGCUAGUCUGUCUCAGUGAAA
Suillus discolor is the source of this 1278-nucleotide messenger RNA. RefSeq names its product Alpha/Beta hydrolase protein. Lineage: Eukaryota; Fungi; Basidiomycota; Agaricomycetes; Boletales; Suillaceae. The transcript has 2 exons. Gene Ontology annotation, molecular function: hydrolase activity. The record is from RefSeq and is a predicted model, not a curated record. The coding region runs from base 134 to 1147 and encodes 337 amino acids.